Molecule: messenger RNA, 1891 nt
Organism: Cryptotermes secundus
Lineage: Eukaryota; Metazoa; Arthropoda; Insecta; Blattodea; Kalotermitidae
Product: UDP-glucuronosyltransferase 2C1
Exons: 5
Coding region: 4-1581 (525 amino acids)
Molecular function (GO): UDP-glycosyltransferase activity
Source: RefSeq, a predicted model, not a curated record
CAGAUGUCGCCACCUUGGUUUUUGUUGCUGGCCCUGAUGUCGGUGACUCUGAGUCACGGCGCCAGGAUCCUGGGCCUGUUCCCUUUCCCAGCGAGGAGCCAUCUCAUGGUACAUAAGGCUCUGAUGUUGGAGCUAGCCAGGCGUGGUCACGAGAUUACCGUGGUCAGUAGUUUUCCGGAAAGCAAGCCGAUCCCUAACUACACGGACAUCGUACUGAACACGAAUAUGGGUACUUUAUCAGGAGGCCAUGUUCCAUCAAAUUUGUUCGAUAUGAAGACAGUGGGGGCCGUGCAACUGGCAGUAAUGUUGUGGUAUAUGGGUGAAGCAUUGUGUGAUCACAUACUACAAGAAGAAAAGAUUCAGAAACUGAUCCACUCCAAAGAUCUUAAUUUUGAUCUUGUGUUCGUCGAAGCCUUCUCUAACGAAUGUUUCUUGGGAUUCGCUCACAAAUUCAAUGCUCCCAUUAUACAAACCUGUACCUACGGAGGUGCAAAUUUCAUGGGAGACUGGGUAGGAAGUCCGAACCCAUAUUCAUACGUCCCCGAUGAUCUCCUCGAGUACAAAGAUAAGAUGAACUUCUGGGAGAGACUGCACAAUACAAUUGUUGGUACACUGAAACACGUGGGAAGGCAACUGAUUCACUUGCCGAAACAGAAUGCUGUUAUGCAGAAACGUUUCAACUAUACAGAUAACUUGCCACCUGUAUGGGAGCUGGAAUAUAAAACGUCACUAGUAUUUUUGAACACACACUACAGCCUGAGCUAUCCGAAGCCUCUCACGCCUAACUACGUGCAGGUUGGCGGAAUGCACGUGAAACCUCCGAAGAAACUUCCGCAGGAAUUGCAGAAGUACCUUGACGAAGCUCCAGAAGGUGUGAUAUACUUCAGCAUGGGCUCGAACCUUCAGAGCUCUCAGAUGCCUGAAUCCAAGAGAAAUGUUUUUCUGAAAGUCUUCUCAAAGUUGAAGCAACAGGUUUUAUGGAAAUGGGAGACAGACACGUUGCCAGGACAACCAAGAAACGUGAAACUUGGAAAGUGGCUGCCUCAGUCGGACAUUUUAGCUCAUCCCAAUGUUAGACUCUUCAUUACACACGGUGGAAUACUGAGCAUGCAGGAGGCCAUCAACAGGGGCGUUCCUUUGCUUGGCAUUCCAAUAUUCGGAGAUCAGAGUAUGAACAUGCGUAAAGCCGUCUCAGCAGGCUAUGGUGUUAUGGUUGAAUUCAGUAACGUCACUGAAGAGUCUCUGACAUGGGCUAUCAGAGAAAUUCUUGAAGUUCCAAAAUACCGUGAGAAUGCCCAGCGUCUGUCCCGUAUCUACCGGGACCAGCCACUCACACCGCUGGAGCAGGCCGUGUUCUGGACGGAGCACGUGAUCAGACACAAGGGAGCUCCUCACAUGCGCUCCGCUGCACUCGACCUCACCUGGUACCAGUACUUCCUGCUAGAUGUCAUCGCUGUAUUGACCCUAGCUGUGGGAUCUGUUCUUCUAAUCGUGUUCCUGCUGCUUAGGGCUCUCCUAACUAGAAUUUGUGGUGGUAAACACAAAGAAAUCGACAGUACAAUAAAAAAGAAACGUAGCUAACUUAAGAUCGAGAAUAUCAAUCCAGCAUUUACUAACACAUUACUUGUGCCCUGUCUCUUUGUAACUUGUUAACACUUAGAACCACUGAUUAUAUAUGGCGUUAUAGAAUAACGAAGUUAAAAAAUAAGCUUCAGGCUAUUCAUAAUACGUGCGUGACAAACCAGAUAUUAUUUUGCAUGUUCGGUGGCGAAUGGUGAAGGACUAAAUGUUUAAACUGUCUAAUACAGUUAUAUAUUUGAAUUCACAAUGAAGUGUUCCCGCUAUGCAUUUUGUAGAAAUUUGAAUAAAUGUUUGUAAGACUUGUACUUAA